UUCUUCCCUCCCUUCACACCGCACAACCUCUAAAAAAAAAACAGCAGAUAUAGAAGGACAGACGUUCAGCACUGCCGCUGAGAGAUAACCAGAGUUGGUCUCAGGAUGCCAGCAUAUGCCACCAGCAUGAGACUGAAGUUCCCUUUGGUGGCCUUGACUUUGGAGAUUAUCACCAUCGUCCUGUUUGCAGUGUUUGUGACCUAUGAUGAUGGGAUACACCAUGGUGAUCACCACAACGCCAACCAUAAUGCAACCAGUCCUAUGGAGCUCUACCCCAUGUUUCAGGAUGUCCACGUCAUGAUCUUCAUCGGCUUUGGUUUCCUGAUGACAUUCCUCAAGAAAUACGGCUUCAGCAGCGUGGGCCUCAACCUGCUGCUGGCUGCCUUCGGCCUGCAGUGGGGCCUCCUCAUGCAGGGCCUUUGGCACAUGGAUGAUGGCAAGAUCAAAAUCAACAUCUUCAAAAUGAUCAACGCAGACUUCAGCACAGCUACCGUCCUGAUCUCCUUUGGUGCUGUUCUGGGUAAAACCAGCCCUGUGCAGCUCCUCAUCAUGACCCUUCUUGAGAUCACCUUCUUCGGCAUCAAUGAGCAUCUGGUGGCAAAUGUUCUGAAGGCCAACGAUGUUGGAGCGUCGAUGAUCAUCCAUGCUUACGGCGCCUACUUUGGCUUGGCGGUGGCUCGAGUACUUUACCGACCUAGUUUGAGAAACGGACAUGAGAAUGACGGCUCUGUUUAUCAUUCUGAUAUGUUUGCUAUGAUUGGAACUGUCUUCCUGUGGAUGUUCUGGCCCAGUUUUAACUCAGCUAUUGCCGAUCCGGGCCAGUCUCAGCUCAACGCAGUGGUCAACACCUACCUCUCCCUGGCUACCUGCGUGCUUUCUGCAUAUGCCAUCUCCAGCCUCGUGGAGCACAAAGGAAAACUGGACAUGGUGCACAUUCAGAAUGCCACUUUGGCUGGUGGCGUUGCUGUGGGAACGUGCGCUGACAUGAGCAUCGAGCCAUUCGGGGCCAUGUUGAUUGGACUAAUAGCUGGCAUCAUCUCUACCGUGGGAUUCAAGUUCCUCUCGCCCAUCCUGGCAUCCAGCCUGGGCAUCCAGGACACCUGUGGAGUUCACAAUCUGCAUGGUAUGCCUGGCAUCCUCGGCGGGCUGGCUGGCAUCGUGGCUGUGGCUCUGGGCAAGAAAGAAGGCUCCGCAAUCAUGCAAGCCGCCGCCUUGGCUUCAUCCCUCGGGUUCGCGUUGAUCGGAGGUGCUCUAACAGGUUUUAUAAUGAAGUUGCCAUUCUGGGGACAGCCUCCAGACAAGAACUGCUUUGACGACUCUAUUUACUGGGAGGUUCCUGAGGAGGAGGAAGAGCACGAGGAAUGCUUGGCUGCUGCAGAUCACUCAAAGAACAAAGCAGAAGCUUAAAGACAUACGUGUCAUCCACUUAGCUAUGAAUGAAGAUGUGAGAAAUUUUCUUUUGGCAACAACUUUAGUUGUUAAUUCGUAUCAUUCUUGAACACACAAACACACACACAAACACACACACACACACACACACACACACACACACACACACACACACACACACACACACACACACACACACACACACACACACACACACACACACACACACACACACUAUUUACAAACACUGUCAACCUUUUUAACCUGUUUUGUGCAUAAAAAUAUCUCAAAUCUUAGUGCAGCUUUAAUUUACAAUUAAGUAGGCCACUGAAAAGAAUUACACAUGCCACUCUAAAAAAAAAAGGUAUGUUAUCAUAAUAAGCAUAGAGUUUGGUUUAUCCAAUUUACAAAUAUAAUGAAAAAAGAAUAAAACAGCGUUUUCUUUUUAUACUUAAAAUGUUGAUUAUUUAUCUAAAUACAUUAAUGAACCAUUACACAAAACAAAGUGCUAUACCUUUACUGCUGAAACACAGCUGUCUUUAUAAGCUUUUCUUUAUGUCAUUCUAUAUAAUAACAAAGUAUACAAGUAUGUAUAAGAUAUUACUUUGGCGUGUAUUUUUCUUCAUACUUUUUCUUACUCCUGAGCUAACCACAUCUGCUCAAACUUGGGUCAAAAAGAGGCGGUAAACUGGGGUUGGAUCUGCUGUCUCGCUUUACCUCACUGAAGUCCAGUCCUUGUGCGAGGAGUCCAACGUGUGAAAAAGCAGCGUCGAGACUCAAACAUGGGCAGAGAUGGUUGCAUAAUGCUCCUGUAACUAAUAAACUUGUAUGUGACGUAUCAUUUGAUACUCCCCAGAGUCUUUCUGAGGACAUCUGUAUAAAUUAGUGAAAGACUGCCUGUCACUGGGCAAGAUACGUUUUGUUGCGUUUUUCUACUUUUUAACAAAUGUAUUUUUACAUGUACAUACAGUUUUAGCUCUUAGACACAUUGACAUGGUCAGUUUCAUCAAGGCUAAGAAAAUGCUCCUGGUACUGAAUACUUUUUCAAAGAUGAUUUGAAUAAAUCAACAGGGACUGUUUUAUCACUCUAUUAUGUGCAUCAGUCAUCCUGUGUUGCAUCCAUUUUUUCUGUUUGAUUCAGUUUCAGUAUUUUUUUGUUUUCAGCAAGAAAAAAAAACUCAGUUGAAUAUUGCAAGGUAAGAACUCACAUUCCCUCUUAGGUGCUAAAUGCUCAGGUUGUCAUGUUCUGAAUCUCUGAAAAGCACCUAGAGACAAUUUGUAUUGUAAUAGAGGCUAUAUAGAUAAAAUUGAAUUUCAUUGAAUUGAAUAAGAGGUUAUUAAUGUGUUUAUUGUCAAAUAUAGGACAGAGAGCUAGAUGAAACUGACUACAAAUAGACUUAAUCAAACGUAUUCAGGUUUUUCCACAUGAUUUAUGAUGCUCAGAACACUGACAAGCAUCAAGAUUUUUGUAUUUUUAUACAGAGGACAUGUGCUCCUGUUUGUAUAAUAUACCAAUACUGUCAUAAUAAAUGUUUUUGUACAAUA
Molecule: messenger RNA, 2934 nt
Organism: Cololabis saira (Pacific saury)
Lineage: Eukaryota; Metazoa; Chordata; Actinopteri; Beloniformes; Belonidae
Gene: rhag
Product: Rh associated glycoprotein
Exons: 10
Coding region: 106-1407 (433 amino acids)
Biological process (GO): ammonium transmembrane transport; ammonium homeostasis
Cellular component (GO): plasma membrane
Molecular function (GO): ammonium channel activity
Source: RefSeq, a predicted model, not a curated record